CUACUUACCUAGGGGGACCUAGGUAAGUAACUUCCUCCAUAUUGGAGGAAGUAGAACUUUUUAGAAAGUGCAAAUUCCCAUGGUUUUGCCAACCAAACAACUUCAUAUACUUCUACUUCUUAGAAAUUUGCAUUUCCCAUGAUUUGUUUUGUCAACCAAACAAGGCCAUAGAUUACAACUAAUGCCUUCUUUUUUGAGGGUUUUAUGAUCCUUACCCAAAAGUCUCACAAAAAGCGCGCGAAAUCUUCUUUCUUUAGUUUACCUUUUCCCGCCUUUUGUCUACCCAUUAUCUUUUACUUACCCUUCCUUUAUCUUCUUUGUUUUACAGUCACUGAAUUAUCUUAAUUCUCUCUUGAAUUCAGGUAAUUUUUUUUUUACCGUUGAUGUCCGUUUUUAUUUUCUUAAUCUUAAUUCUGAUUUCAUUGUCUCAUAUGUGGAAUUCAUUCAUUAUUUCUAUUACAACAAUCUAGUUGCAUUUCGUAGAAUCAAGGUUGGCUUAGUUGGUUCGAGAGCAUCCUUAGUCCUUUCGUCUUUCUUAUAGGGGUUCGAUUUUUUCCCCGAGUAAAGUGGAAUCCUAAAUUUGUUCCAUCUUGUCUUUAAAAAUAAUUUAAAAGAAAAUCUAGUUGCAUUUCAUUAUUUUAUAUUAUAGUUGGUUAUAUUAUACAUAUGUGCCCAACUUGUUAUAUAAAUUCUAAUUGUGUUUACAGUUUGUUAAUUAAUGCCUGUUUUAGCUCUUUAAUUUUUAUAUUGAGAAUGUCAGGAAAAAUCAAAAACUUUUAGAAAAUUUACAAAGGAGUUCAAGGAAAACUAGAACAAAUUUGAAGAUUUUGUAACCAUUUUCGAACUCUUAGUUAAGUGGCCAAACUGUUAGUUAAGUGGCCAAAAGAUCUAGACUUUCUUAUUGUCCGAGUGUUCAUGUAGAUUCUAACACUUUUUUCAGCUAAUCGAAUUUUGGGCUGCACGCAAAGAUACCUGUUAAUGUUCUAGCUGUACUCAUACCAGCAAUUUGGUUUAAGAUCAUAAAAUUAGGGAAUGUUAGUGCACUUACAUAGGAAUUAGGAUUCGCGGUGAUGGGGCCUGUCUACCAAGCAAUAGCUGAAUAGCAUGUGUUGGUGUUUGAUUGUUUCCAUUACCACCUAAUACCACCUUUGAAGUUGGGAAUCAGUGGUAAUAACUUACAAGAGCCAGUGAAGUGAAAUCAGUUAUUGUGGUGGUGUUCCAUUACAUUGGUUAUCUACAUGGGAAUAGGCUUUUGUUUGCUUAAUGUUGUUAAGAGAUGAAGUUUUGGGAUUCAAAGACAUAAGAGUUAUUGCUCUUAUUUGAACUUAAUGUGACAAUAUUACUCUCAUAUCUUUUACUUUGGUCUUUUCAAUUUUGAUCAUCUUUUAAAGAAAUUGGUUGUAUUGUGUUCUACUCCCUCUGUCCCGAAAUAUAGUUCCUGUUUCUUUUUGCACAAUCUUCAAAACGUACCUUUGACUUACGAUAUCUUCUAUUUCGUGUUAGUAAAAAAAUAUAAAAAGUUGAUAUUAUAAAUGUAAAUAUUGUGUCGAAUCUAACAAGAUCCUACAUGAGUAUGUUAUUUUAUAUACAUUAGUGAAAGUAUUUGGUCAAAGCUUUUAAAGUUUGACUCCCAAAAUAAAAACAUGAACUAUAUUUGGGACGGAGGGUGUAAUUGUGUAGGUCUUGUUACCUUACAUUACUGAAAGGCUAGUGUGUGUAUACUGACAUUGCACUCCAUUUUAUUGCCCAUAUAUGAAAUUUUUCUGUGGGCAAAAUUGUGUAUAAAAUAUGAAGAAAUGUGAGUUCUCUACAAAUACCAUUAGAAUUUGCAAAAAAGACCAUUUUUGGUUUUAUGUAAUGGCGAAGAAUGUUAUGCAGCUGUUUAUGUUACUAAAAUUCACAUCUUGGCUUUUGCCUACUUCUCUUGGUGGGUUAUUUUGCUGUUAGACAAUACCUAUGGCUGGGUCAUCGAAUUCCAAACGAAGGUGGUGUGGACAGGCUCCAUCUGAAUCAGUUCUUGACAAUACCUCAGCGGGCAAGGGAAAAGUAGCUGCAAAGAAUGAGGACCCUGUUUUUAUGGAGAUGGCGGCUGACUUUAUCAUAAGUCUUGGUCUGCCAUUGACAUUUUUUGGGGACAGAUGCAAUGCAGACCUCUUGGCCUAUUUAAAUUCAGAUGUCAAACCAAUAAGUACAAAGGCGACAAUAGCAAAGUGUUUGGAAAUGUAUGAAAGGGAGCGAGCCAAGCUUAAACAUGCUUUGGGGAGUAUUCCUGGUAGAUUCUGUUUGACAUGCGACAUUUGGGCGGAUCCUUGUACUACUGAGUACCUUUGCCUGACAGUGAACUAUGUGGAUUCCAACUGGAAACUGCAAAGCAAGUUUCUGAAUCUUGUCCCCCUGCCUUUUCCCUGGGAUGCUUCUAUCUUGAGGUCAGCGGUUAACAAUCUAUUGUGCAAGUGGGGAAUCGAGAAGAAUGUAUUUUCAAUAACCUUUGAUAGUGGAAGGUGUGGUGAUACUGUACUAGACAUGUUAAGGGAUUGCCUUAAUGAGCAGGAUGGAGCUUUACUUUGCAAUGGCGACUAUUUUCGUGUUUGUUGUGGGGCUUAUUUCAUGGAUCAUAUGGUUCAAGAGUGUUUCAAGUUGAUUGAUAGCCCUAUACGCAAGAUCGGACUGGGUGUGCAGUACGUGCUUUAUCAUGAGAAGAACAGACUGAAGUUUGAAGAAGCUGCAAAAUUCAUUUUUCAAGGUGCAUUAGAUCCCCUGUGGCUAGAUUGCCACAUAAGAUGGAAUUCCACGUAUCUAAUGCUCGAGAGGGCCGUUAAGUAUCGCUAUGCCUUUGAACACGUGAUGAUUGAUGACGAGUAUACUGAUUGGCAUUUGACAGAAGAAGAGUAGUCUAGGCUUAAAAAGAUGUGUAAGCUUCUGAAGCCUCUUUAUGAGCUAGCAAAUCUGUUUCUAAGCACUGAACAUCCAACAGCCAAUUUAUACUUCAUAAAUAUUCUGAAGACUGGUAUGCUUCUUGUGGACGCAACAAAGGAUAAAGACCUUGAGAUAAGUAACUUGGCACGAAGGAUGAAAAGUGAAUUUGAUGUGUAUUGGGAUGCUUGUAAUGAAGUUUUUGCAUUAGCUGUAAUAUUUGAUCCUCGCUACAAACUCAGCUUUGUCAAGUUUUGUUAUGGGAAGUUAGACAAGGCAAGUGCAGAGGACAGGUAUGUGGGCACCCGUAGAAGGCUUGAUAGGCUCUUCAAAACUUACAGUGAUCAAGUGUUUGCAUCACAAUUAAAUGAAAUGAACGAUGAUAUUCUCAAGGAAUUUGGUAAAGAUUGCAGAGAGAAGGAAUAUGACUUACGUUCAAGUCUGAAUAUGUACUUGAAUGAGCCGAGUAUUAGCUGUCAUGCGCAAAUGGAUGUUCUUUCUUGGUGGAAAGAAAACGAACAUCGUUUUGGACAAGAACUAUCUCUUAUGGCAAGGGAUAUACUAAGCAUUCCUAUUACCUCGUUUCCUAAAGGUUCAGUUUUUGGCAUGGGUUACAGAGUUGAAGACAGAUUGAAAGGUAAGUGGUCAUCAAAUCAUGUAGAAGCGCUGAUAGCUACCCGAAACUGGUUAUAUGGAUACCCAGUUGAGGAGGAUUACCCUGGAGGACUUAUGGGCCGAGAGGAACGAUUCUGGAGCACCACAUGUGAGGAAGAGUCGGAUUGAACGUUUCAAAAGUGAAAUUGCAACCUUUGCUUGCUGUUCUGACAGAUUUAGCUGCAAUGGGAGUUUUGUACUGAUAUAUGUGCAUGCUUUUGCAAUCAGAGAAUUAAGUAGGCCAGAACUGUUAACAAGCAUUAGUAACAUACUUUUGACUUUUGAUGAUCAUUGUUGAUCUCAUUUACAGCUGGUAGUAUACUGGGUUAUUUACCUAUGAGUCUCUUAUGCUUGUGCAUCAUGAUUCAUGAGAGUACUUAAUACUCCUGAGUCAUGACUUGCAGAUAUAACAAAUCCAGAAAUUCAUUUCA
Molecule: messenger RNA, 3998 nt
Organism: Beta vulgaris subsp. vulgaris (sugar beet)
Lineage: Eukaryota; Viridiplantae; Streptophyta; Magnoliopsida; Caryophyllales; Amaranthaceae
Product: zinc finger BED domain-containing protein DAYSLEEPER
Exons: 4
Coding region: 2908-3696 (262 amino acids)
Molecular function (GO): protein dimerization activity; DNA binding
Source: RefSeq, a predicted model, not a curated record